AGCUCUAUCGCGAUGAUCCUACCACUGUCAUGCCUCUCCUCACCCAGUUUGCUCAGAAUUGUAGGGAGGAUCUUAAGCGAUCUUCAGCGAAAGCAGCAUCAAACAAUUGCUGCUCUGUUUUAUGAGCCUGUUGAUGCUGUAAAGCUUGAUAUUCCGACAUAUUAUAAAGUCAUCAAGAAGCCCAUGGACAUGUCUACCACAUUGCCUCUCCUCACCCAGUUUGCUCAGAAAAUUGCCGAUACAAAGAUUUAUGUGCACUCACCUCAUGACGGAGAGCACCGCCAGAGGCAACAUUUUUUAUUGAUAUAUAUGGCUUUCACUUCCGCCUCCCAACGCUCCACAAUGAGUCUUCGCAGGGCCAGGAGUUUGACGAAAUGGCGGGAGUGGGACCAUGGGCUGAGUGGGCUCUGGCAUAUGGAGCUCAACGUUAGGUGUUUCAACCUUUGGCCUGCACUGAGUUGUGGAUGGCGAUACAGGACUGUAAUAUUCGUUAGAGCAUGGCAAGUGUUUGAAGUUUGGAUUGUCCAACAACCAUGGCUCUUCGCAAGGCCACCUCUAAGCGAACAAAAUCAGGUGCUCCAGUUUCGCUACUGGAAAUGGAACCACUUGCGCGCACCACGAGUGGUCGUCAACGACGACCAACUGAAAAAGCAAGCUACCAAGGUUGUCCACCAUCAAGCAAGAAAGCAAGAUAAGUUAGAAACACGGCAAAAAAAGGUGCUGAAGACGGCCUAUCAAAAUGAUCCCGACCGUUUCAAAAAAGAGCCGUCAGUACUGCUUAGCGACAUCGACAAGGAGGAGGACACCAUGUUCUCAGAUCACAGUGUGCAGACGAAGCUGUCGAAACCCAAGCUUCUGACUUUCAGUACGGGGAAGAUUCCCAAAGCGUCACGCACCACCACUCCCACAACCAGUGCGCACAAGUCGACAAAGGGUCCAAAAGCUAAAAGAGUAGUUCCACCAAGUGAUAGGGACUUGGACGGCACUUCGGAUGGCACUUCUACUACCUCGGAUGGUACCAGUGAUGAGUCUGGUAAUGACUCUGAACCCGAGGCUGACCAGACCGACGAUUGUGCAGAGGAUGGCGACACUGCCAUGGAAUUAUCAAUGGCUGCUCGGGGACAAAACGACGUCUUGAUACCACGCCAGAAGACACUAUGA
This is a messenger RNA of Suillus subalutaceus, 1161 nucleotides long. RefSeq lists its product as uncharacterized. Bases 13 to 1161 code for a protein of 382 amino acids. Gene Ontology annotation, biological process: chromatin remodeling; regulation of DNA-templated transcription. The record is from RefSeq and is a predicted model, not a curated record. NCBI's taxonomy places the organism in Eukaryota, Fungi, Basidiomycota, Agaricomycetes, Boletales, Suillaceae. The transcript has 11 exons. Gene Ontology annotation, cellular component: chromatin; nucleus.